AUGCACAAAACAGUNCCUUCGGCUCCCAAGUCAAAGCUAGCGAAUGGCCGAACCGUAACAAACCUUGCCACCUACAACCACUUCAACUUCAUCAACUCGGAAGCCAUUAAAGAGGCUGCUGUCAAGACUCUGCGCGCUUAUGGUGUCGGUCCCUGCGGUCCUCCUGGUUUCUACGGUACUCAGGAUGUUCACCAAACCCUCGAAGCCGACAUUGCCGCUCACCUGGGUACACCCGCUGCCAUUGUAUAUGCCCAGUCUUUCAGCACUAUCUCAUCCGUCAUUCCUGCCUUCUCCAAGCGCGGCGAUAUCAUCGUUGCCGACAAGGCCGUCAACUUCGCCACACGCAAGGGUAUCCAGAUUUCGCGCAGUACAAUCCGGUGGUACGAACACAAUGACAUGGAAGAUCUUGAGCGCGUGCUCGCGAAACUAGUCAAAGAGAACGCUCGUAAACCCCUGACUCGCCGUUUCAUCAUCACCGAGGGUCUCUUCGAGAACGUAGGCGAUGUUGUCAACCUCCCCAAGCUCAUUGAACUCAAGCAAAAGUACAAGUUCCGCAUCAUUCUGGACGAAACGUGGUCAUAUGGUGUGCUGGGCCGCACAGGUGGCGGUGUUACCGAGCAACAGAAUGUGGAUGCCAGCCAGGUCGACAUGAUCAUCGGUUCGCUCGCCGGUUCUCUGUGUGGUGGAGGUGGCUUCUGUGCUGGUAGCGAAGAAAUCGUCGAACAUCAACGCCUCUCUGGUAACGCGUAUACCUUCUCGGCCGCGUUGCCUGCUAUGCUUGCGACCACUGCUAGCGCAACCACUAGGAUGCUGCAAGAACAGCCUGAACUUCUAGUCGCAUUGAGGGAGAACGUCCGCGCUAUGCGUGCCCAACUGGAUCCACGCAGCGACUGGGUUACUUGCACCAGUGCUGUUGACAACCCUGUCCUGAUGCUCAUUUUGAAAGAAGAAGUGCUUGAGAGCAGGCAGCUGAGUGCACCAGAGCAGGAUCUCAUCAUGCAAGAUAUUGUCGAAGAAGUAAGCUAG
Messenger RNA from Aureobasidium vineae, 1026 nucleotides. The record is from the annotation of a GenBank genome assembly. NCBI's taxonomy places the organism in Eukaryota, Fungi, Ascomycota, Dothideomycetes, Dothideales, Saccotheciaceae.